AGCCAUCCCUUUUACACACAAAAUUGAAUCAUCCCACAACAAAUCAAGAAACACACACAAAUCAAAGUUUCCAUGAAUGAAUGAACCCUUUCUCUCUUCCUUAAUCCAAAAUCUAACAACAACCCAUUUCCACCAUGUCCACACCACAAUCAGAAAAACAAGCUCUUUUUAUUACCUCACUCAUCAUUUUCUGGUAUUCUUCCAACAUUGGUGUUCUUCUCCUCAACAAAUUAUUACUUUCUAAUUAUGGUUUCUCUUUCCCAAUCUUCCUUACUAUGUGUCAUAUGUCUGCUUGUGCUGUUCUUAGCUAUGUUUCCAUUGUUUUCUUAAAGAUUGUACCUUUUCAAAGGAUCAAAUCAAGAUCUCAAUUUUUGAGGAUUUCUACACUUAGCCUUGUAUUUUGUGGGUCUGUUGUGGGUGGUAAUAUUUCUUUAAGGUAUUUACCUGUUUCAUUCAAUCAAGCUGUGGGUGCUACGACGCCGUUUUUCACUGCAGUGUUUGCUUAUAUGAUCACCGUGAAGAGGGAAGCUUGGCUUACCUAUGGUUGUCUUGUUCCUGUGGUUGCUGGUGUUGUCAUUGCAAGCGGGGGGGAGCCUAAUUUCCACCUUUAUGGAUUCAUUAUGUGUAUAGGUGCAACUGCUGCACGUGCGUUCAAGUCUGUUCUUCAAGGUGUUCUUCUUUCCUCUGAAGGGGAAAAAUUGAACUCCAUGAAUCUGCUGCUUUACAUGUCACCAAUUGCUGUUCUAGUUUUAAUGCCUGCGGCAAUCAUAAUGGAGCCUAAUGUGAUAGAUGUCACUGCGACACUUGCAACGGAACAUAGAUACCUUGGCCUACUUAUUUUGGUCAAUUCUGCAAUGGCAUAUGGAGCCAAUUUGUUGAACUUUUUGGUGACAAAGCAUACCAGUGCUUUGACACUCCAGGUCCUAGGAAACGCUAAAGGUGCUGUGGCUGUUGUUAUAUCUAUACUUCUUUUCCGAAACCCUGUAACUUUUACUGGAAUUGCGGGCUAUACAUUGACUGUGAUGGGGGUUGUUGCUUACGGAGAAGCCAAAAGAAGACACAAAUGAGCUGAGAUUUGGCCUUCGUUUCUUCUCCAACGAAGCCCCAUACUUUUGUUUUCUUGAAGUUUAGAGACAUAUAUUGUAGAUUGAAGAUAAAACGGAUUUCACUGCUACAUUGUAGGUUGUAGCACAUAGAUAUACAGAGAG
Solanum verrucosum is the source of this 1208-nucleotide messenger RNA. Its product is annotated as UDP-URONIC ACID TRANSPORTER 1-like. Bases 135 to 1067 code for a protein of 310 amino acids. Gene Ontology annotation, molecular function: antiporter activity. Gene Ontology annotation, cellular component: Golgi apparatus. The transcript is spliced from 4 exons. NCBI's taxonomy places the organism in Eukaryota, Viridiplantae, Streptophyta, Magnoliopsida, Solanales, Solanaceae. The record is from RefSeq and is a predicted model, not a curated record.